Cuscuta europaea is the source of this 446-nucleotide messenger RNA. The record is from the annotation of a GenBank genome assembly. NCBI's taxonomy places the organism in Eukaryota, Viridiplantae, Streptophyta, Magnoliopsida, Solanales, Convolvulaceae.
AUAUAGGAAAUUAAGGGUAAUCAACAUCGAUGGCUUCCCACUCCAGAGAUUCGAGUUAUGCGGCAACUCCGGCCUCCCCUUUGUUGGGUGACGCCGCCGUAAGACGCCGGUGGUCGUCCACCAAAACCAUCUCCGUCUUGGUCGUGGGGAUGCUAGCCGUGGCAUUGCUGCUCGUGGCAGCGCCGGAUUACAAGAAUGCGAUCUUAAAUGAAAAUAAGGUAGCUUCUUCCCUGCCUCACUCGGCACAGUCCACGACGGCGCGUGGUGUAUUCGACGGUGUCUCCGCCAAGUCAAAUGGCCAUCUAUUGCGGCAGUUUACGUUUUCGUGGGACAACCAGAUGUUGGGUUGGCAAAGAAGCGCAUACCACUUUCAACCCCAAAAGAAUUGGAUGAAUGGUACAAAUUUAUAAUAAAGUUAACACUUUUUUUUGGAACUGAAAUAGGAC